AUGUCGAGAAGUAGAAAAUCAACUGCUGCAGAAGCAAAGCUAAAGAAAAAGGAGUAUGACAGAAAGCGAAGAGAAAAAUUAAAAAAUUGUCCUGAAAGUUUGGAAAAACUUAGAGAGAAAGAAAGACUCAAGUAUUUAAAGAAGAAGGAAAAAGGUCAGGUCAAGUCUGUAAGUGCUAUGAGUUCAAGAGAAAGAAGGCAGAAACAGAAACAAUGGCGAUUAAACAGUUCAAAAUACAGGGAGAAGAAUCAAAAUGUGCGUAAAAAUCUAGAAAGGAUUCAUCAACCUGCCAGCCCAGUUUCAUCAGCAAAACCUAGUUCACGAGUAAAUGCUGCUAAGAACGAAACUGUUGCUUCACGGCGAAGGCGACAACUAAGAAAUCGACGAGCAAUAUUGUAUGGAAGAAUAGCAAAGUUAGAAAAAAAUUUAAAAGAAGAGGGUAGGAAGAGCGAAAAAUAUAGAAAAAAGUACACACGGUUAAAUAACCGAAUAAACAUAUCUUCACUUGAGGCAAAGGUCAAAACCCUGAUAAAGAAUACAAAGUUACCCGAGACAGUUAAAAAAAAACUUAUAUUUUCUGAAAUCAUCACUAAACAAUUAGCACAAUCUUAUGCAAACCUAAAGACUCAAAAAAAUAAACAAGCAUACUAUAAAAAUUUUAAUUUAGAUCCUUUAAAAAAACACAAACUUAUGCAUUAUUCUAAAACCUUUUUCAAAAAUCAAAAUUACAAAACAGGUAGAAACAAAAAACUUAAAUCAAAAAUUUUAAAAGUGAAACACGAUAUUAUCGAUUUCUUGGAGAAAGAUAAAAACUCUCGAAUGUGUCCGGGAAAGAGGGAUUUUGUUAGAUCUGGAAAAUUACUAAAACAAAAGCGUCUGUUAACUGAUAAUAUGCGGAAUUUGCAUAAAAAAUUUUUAAACUCUGUUACUUACAAAAUAAGUUUGUCAACAUUUUGUAAGUACAGGCCUUUUUGGGUAACUUGGGCAAACCUUAAAGAACGAGAUACGUGUAAAUGCGUCGUUCACGCAAACAUAGAACUAAUCAUAUCAAAAUUACAUGAAAAUAAAGUCAUCUUACAUAAUAAUAUUCCAAGUUUGUUAUCUGAUAUAACAUGUGAUAUUUACUGUACUAAAUGUUUAUUUAGAGAAUGUAUAAAUUGUAGAGACAAGGCUCUAGAAUACAACCUUUCCCAAGCUACUAAAACUGUUACCUACCGACAAUGGAUGUACGAAAAUUCAACGUAUGAAAAAAAUGGAGAGACAAAAACAGUGCGUAAACCUUUGAAGAAGGAAAUAACUGUUACUUUGAAGGAACUUGUUUUAGUAUUAGAAGAGACAUUAAAAUCAUUCUUACUACAUGCAGGAAAUAUUGCACACCAGUAUCAAAUGAUGACACAGUUAAAAAAAAAUUUAUCAACAAAUGAAGUGCUCAUCCACAUUGAUUUUAGUGAGAAUUAUUGUUGCAAAUACAGGGAAGAAAUUCAAGCAGUUCACUUUGGUGGUGGUCGGCAGCAAGUUACGCUCCAUACUGGCGUGUUAUAUUUGAAAAAUCCUGAUGAUACUAUAAAAACACAAUCUUUCUGUACUCUCUCUGAUAAUAGUCGACAUGACUCAAUAGCAGUGUGGGCUCAUCUUAAACCAAUAUUCAAUUGGCUUAAAAAUCAAAGACCGAACAUCCAUACUGUUCACAUUCUAAGUGACAGCCCAGUGAACCAGUACAAAAACAAAUUUGUUUUUCACAUUGUUUCUCAUCAUUUGAAAUAUUUUUUACCAGGUAUAAACAAUUUUACUUGGAACUAUUCUGAGCCUGGUCAUGGCAAAGGAGCACCAGAUGGUGUUGGUGGCACCUUAAAGAGGUCUGCCGACCAAGCCGUGGCUGAAGGGAAAGAUGUGACAGAUUUAAAUGUGUUUAAAAAUAUUCUGAGUUCAAAGUGUCCCUCAAUAAUGCUUAUUGAGGUAAGUACAACGGAAAUCAAUAAUACGGAUAACUUGAUCAAAAAAUCUAAGUCUAUUUCAACUUUUCCUGGCACUCAAAAAAUCAGACAAUUUGUGUUCUCAAAUGAUGUGCUUGAAUUUAGAACUCUAUCUUGUUUUGACUGCGUUGGAAAAUGCCAACAUUUUCAUCUUGGUUACUACAAAACUUUUGAAGUAUCGGAUAAGGACACACCUGCAGUAUCAACACGACGUAAAAGAAAAGAAGCUAAUAAAGUAGAAAGUAAUGUGGAGAUAUCGAAGAUUACUCCUUCUGAAAAAAAUGCCUAUGGAUAUAAAGUUAGUGAUCAUGUCCUAAUAACAUGGAAUAACGAAGUCUAUCCUGGUAAAAUUCUUUCAUUAUCUGAUGAUGGGGCUUUAGUUCGGUGUAUGAAAAAAGGAUCAAAAUGCUGGAAAUGGCCGACAGUUAAAGAUGAAGAACUUUAUGCUUGGGCUGACCUUCUUCAAAUAAUUAAACCCCCAAAGUUACUCAGUCGAGGUUGUUAUUUCGUUAAAGAAGUCGAUGAAAAAAAAUAA
Messenger RNA from Psylliodes chrysocephalus, 2508 nucleotides. The record is from the annotation of a GenBank genome assembly. NCBI's taxonomy places the organism in Eukaryota, Metazoa, Arthropoda, Insecta, Coleoptera, Chrysomelidae.